Messenger RNA from Pecten maximus, 2004 nucleotides. RefSeq lists its product as uncharacterized. Bases 690 to 1787 code for a protein of 365 amino acids. The record is from RefSeq and is a predicted model, not a curated record. NCBI's taxonomy places the organism in Eukaryota, Metazoa, Mollusca, Bivalvia, Pectinida, Pectinidae. The transcript has 3 exons.
AUUUUGGACCCGCUUCCUCAAUUUGGGUUAGGUCGAGUUUACGGAAAGUGUCGACAAUUUCCGAGUGUAGUUCCUCGUGAAUCGCAACAUCUCGGGGAAAUUUCCGGCUACACUCAAAGUAGAUUUCCGAGUGUUGCCGGAAAUUUCCCCGAGAUGUUGCGAUUGGUUCCUCGUUUACGGAAAGUGUCGACGAGUGUAGUUUGUCGUUUACGGAAAAUCCCGACAGCUCCCGAUCACCCCAUAGAUUCCCGCCAAAUCGCGCAACAUGGAGGCUGCUGAAAACGCUUGUGGAUACAUCCACGAAAUCUCCCCGGUGAAGCAAUCGGCAAAGGGAACAACUAGAUAUUUCAAUGCCACAUUACAAGAGGAGCAGUCGUUCACGUCAAUUGUCAGUUUUAACCCAGACACAAGGCAGACGUUGCUCGAUAUGGAAGCUUCAAGGUACGUAAUGUUAACGUGUGCUGAUAGCAGUGCUUUUGUUUAAGCUAGGUUCACAGUAAAUCCAGCAAAACUAACACCAUUUUGUUCCAAUUGAACAGAAGUGGCUUGGUCAGUUAUUUAUUAUGUAUCAUCGCUAACAAUAAAUUAUCCCAUUUGACAUAUCAAAACCAUUCGUUAAAUACGAGUUCCAGAAAAAAUAUUCGAAAUCUGUAUGAAUACGUCAAUUCUCAUUUGGGACAGGCUAUAAUAUGACGAUUAACUCGUGUGAAUAUUGUAUACGCGUGUGCAUUCCUCGUUUGAAAACUGAUCAUCUUUUAGUAAAGCAGUUGCUACAAAUUAACAAGACUGAACACAUCAAGUUGAUUUUUUUCUACAUUUCCUCUGUUUCUAGGAGCCCUGUAAUGCUUCAAAAUGUUACCAGAGUUCCCAGCAUGAGAAAAGCAGGGUCGUUUGAUAUCAAGCUCAAUAGCAGGACAAAUAUCACAACACCUGUUAGGAAGUUAAACUUCCGCUUUGAGCCACGACCAUCAGCUGCAGUACAAACCGUAGCAUUCAUCAUUGAAAACAUUAAGGAAUAUCAAAGGGUGAGACCAUACUUACCCAGGGGUGCCAAUUUUAACCAGAGAUAUACAGUCACUGUUGAAGUGAAAAUAUUACAGAAAGGUCCAGAAGAAACAGUCAUGGCAAAAGGAAAGCAACUCCUACUUUCCACACUUACAGUUGCAGACUCGACAGCAGCAAUUCAAGUGUCGUGUUGGGAAAAAGACAUAAACAAAAUAAAAGAAAGCAGUUCCUACAAAUUCACAAAUGCAACAAUAAGAACCUAUGGGAACACAAAGACUCUAUCAAUAUCCCCGGACACUAUCAUCAUGCCUAUAAAAGACCUUGCAAAAGUUUCAGAAAGCAAUCAGCCACUAGGUAGCAUUACAGAAACAAUCUGGUUACUCUUGUCCUCUGUAGCCUGCAGCGAAAGCUUCAUUUGUGGAUUUUGCAAAAAACCACUUCCUACAUUCAAUUCUGAUCUACUAACAGUGAAAUGCACCAUGUGCAAUCACCGCCAGAGAGCCAAAAACUUACCUUCACUCAUAAAAUGUGAAAUCUUCGGAAAAGAAGAAACAUCUGGGCAGCCUAGAACUUUAAGUGUCCCAGACGGAGUUCUACGCUCUUACUUCAACACCAAAAUCACCGCCGAAGAAGUCGAGGACCUACUCCUGUUGCUCGACACAGUAAAAAUUGAUGUUGUCUCCGACUCAAAUCGUGUCUUAAAACUGCACCAUUCAACUAAAACUAGUACAGCUGCCAAACCUGCACAAACAACGUCCGGGUCUGAAAGUAGCACUGACUGAAUUUUAAUGUUUUGCUAAAAUUGCACAACAAUGCCUAACUAGCAGCUGUGAAAGCUAUAUUUUGAAAUUUAAGUUUUUGAAUGUUUCCAUGACAUUGAAAUUAGAUACUAGUAACAUAACCCAGUUAGAUGCUGCAAGACUAUGUUUCAUUUAGCGUUUUUACAUGCAUGUCUUUAUCAAAAUUAAAUAACAGGAGCUGACUUGUGCCUGCAGCGCC